Molecule: messenger RNA, 1338 nt
Organism: Paramecium pentaurelia
Lineage: Eukaryota; Ciliophora; Oligohymenophorea; Peniculida; Parameciidae
Source: the annotation of a GenBank genome assembly
AUGAUUUAUCUUAUAAUCAUAUUUUUAUUAUCGUUUAAUUGUUAAAAAAUAGAAUCAAAAGAUCAAACAUGUAACCAUUAUUAUAAGUUAAAGAAUUUUAUAAGCGAUUAAAUGAAAACGUCAACUUUUAUUGUGAGACUGGUUACAUUAAUGUUGAUGAUGUUACUAAAUCAGAAAAUAAAUUAUUUUAUCAUUUAUUUUUAAAGUAAGGUAUAUAGACUUUAGAACAGAUAAAAAAAGAUGAUAACUUUUUAUUAUGGAUUCCUGGAGGUCCUGGUUCUGCAGCUAUGAAAUAUGCAUUUAAAUAUACAGGACCUUUCAAAGUUAAAGAAGGAAAAUUAAUUUUAUGGGUAAGAUUACUUUUUAUUAAUUUUACAGGAUUAUUUAAUUAAUGAAUUCUCUCAUGUUUUGUAUAUUGAUAUGCCAUUUGGAUCAGGAUUCAGUUAUUCUACAAAGAAAGAUGUAGUAAAUAAUACAGAAGAAGCAGCUAAUUAUAUUUUAUAAUUUAUGGAAAUAUUUUUGGAUUCUCACAAAAUGUUUUAAAAGAUUAAUUUUCAUGUGGUUGGAAUCAGUUAUGCAGGACAUUUUGUUCCAAGAAUUGCCAUAAAAAUAGUUAAUUCUAAUUUAGAUUUGAAUUAUAGAGGAGUGUUUAUUGGAGGUUCUUGGACUGAAGCAUUAUCACAAUAUCGAAAUUAAGCAACAACAUUAAUUUCCUAUGGUCUUAUUGAUUAAUAUAGAUUUGAUUUUAUUAGAAAUAUAGAAGCAAUUUAAUAAAAUCUAAUGAUGGAAGAGAAAUAUUAUGAGGCUGCUACUAGCACUAUUGAUAUAACUUUUGAUUUAGAUUUCUUAGAAUAUUUUGAUCCUGAUAAUGUUUAUAAACAUACAAAUGAUCCAAAUGACAAUUCUUAUAUUUAAUUUUUAAUUGGAAAUAAGUAAUAAUAUGGUAUUCCUUCAAACAUUGCUUUUAAUCCAUCUAAUUUUACAAUAUUAUAAGCUUUUUAUGCUGAUACAUAUAUGAGUUAUUUAAGUGAUAUUGAAUUAUUAUUACAUAAAGGUAAAGUGAUGCUAUAUAAUGGAUAAUUCGAUUAUAAUAUAAGUCCAGCUGGAGUAUAAGUUAUGAUAAAUAAUAUUAAAAAUGAAAUAGUAUAAUUAUGGAAGAGAGAGAAAAAAAAUUAAUUUUAUUAUAAGGAUAAAUCUACUUAAGAAUUAAUGAUAGGUGGGACUAUCAAAUAAUAUAAAAAUUUUGCAUUUGCAAUUGUAUAUUAAGCUGGCCAUUUAACUUAACUUGAUUAACCUGGAUCAGCUUAUUAAUUGUUAAAAUAAUAUAUAGAUUUUUGA